Diabrotica virgifera virgifera (western corn rootworm) is the source of this 687-nucleotide messenger RNA. RefSeq lists its product as uncharacterized. Lineage: Eukaryota; Metazoa; Arthropoda; Insecta; Coleoptera; Chrysomelidae. The transcript has a single exon. The record is from RefSeq and is a predicted model, not a curated record. The coding region runs from base 1 to 687 and encodes 228 amino acids.
AUGAUUUGGAUGCUGUUAUCGCCAAAGAUGAAUCAGAAAAGCCCAAAAUUACUCUUUCCAAAAUAUUUUGGAAAUGUGCCACACGUAUCAAUUAACGUAGAACAGCAAGUAAGACUAAAUAAGUUAGUUCGUAACAAUACAGAACUUCCACUUAAAUUUAGAAGCUGGGAAUUAAUUGAAUAUCCCACCUUAAAUGAUAGUACUAGACACACUUGGAGUGUGAAAACCUCAACAAAAUUGGAAAGUCCUAAACACAUAAUUGUAGCAUUCCAAAAUGGAAGAAAAGGAACAUUAUUAAAAGACAUGAGCAAGUUUGAUCAUAACAAUCUCACAAACAUUCGAGUGUUUUUAAAUUCAGAGCGCUAUCCCUACAGUGAUUUACACUUGGACUUUGAUACAAACCGAUUCGCUACAUUGUAUGAGAUGUUUGCUAACUUCCAAGAAAGCUAUUACCAUAUACACCCAAGCCAACCCAUUUAUACACCACUUGAAUUUAAAGAAAAUUCUCCUUUGGUCCAUAUUGAUUGCUGCAGACAAAAAGAAGUGCUUCAGUCCGGUUCAGUUGUUCUUAGAAUAGAAUUUGAAACUAGUAAAAGUACUGGCAACAACACCUCAGCUUAUUGCCUAAUCUUGCAUGAAAAAGAAUUUUGGUAUAAUCCACUAACAAAAAUUCUUAGACAGGCAUAA